UCCUUCUCACAAGAUUACAAUAACUAUCACAACAGAAAGUAAACUCAGUCGCGCGUGUCUUUACUCCCCUGGAGCAAAGUCGCAGACAUCAGCCCAAGGAUCGAUACGUGAUGUCACCGGCGGUGGUGUCACUUACUGAUCCUUCAGAAAUGCUUGGGAAAAUGUAGCGUGUGUAGAAGCUACCGCGCUACUCGUACAAUAAAAGAGCUUCGUUACUGAAAAGCUAUUUGAUUCAGAAAAUAGCGACGCUACCACCAAGCUACUGAGAAAUGUAGUUAAACUAGUAACGACUGCCCGACACUGCGCGCACACACAAGUCAAUCAGUAUAUCGUAGCUUGUCCAAAAUUGGUUGGGGAUAGGGUAGAAACAUGACGUGCUGUAUGAUCUUUUGACCUGCACAACAUCACAUCAAUGCGACCUGGGUUAGUUAGAAGAGUUUUAUAUACACCAACCUGAUGAACUUUUGUGCUGUGCGUGUAGGAGGAAUACAUGCGCGAGCAGAUCGAAUGGCAGCAGCAGCCCUUCAGCCACAACCAGGCCUGUCUUGACCUCAUCGCUGCUAAGCCUCAUGGGAUACUGCGCAUACUGGACGACCAAUGUGGUUUCCCUCAGGCAACAGACCACACGUUCCUUCAGAAGUGCCACUAUCACCAUGGAAACAACCCGCUAUAUGCCAGGCCAAAGAUGCCACUGCCAGAGUUCACCGUGAAACACUACGCUGGGAAGGUCACAUAUCAGGUGCACAAAUUCUUGGAUAAAAACUUUGACAUGGUCCGCCAGGAUGUUUUAGACCUCUUCAGCCACAGCAAGAAUAGAAUGGUAUCCAGCAUCUUCUUAAAGCACUCAGAGUCUGUGUCUCAGCAGCGGUCUAACAUGCGGCGCAGCAGCGCGGCUCGUCGUUAUCAGGCUAACACCGUCAGCGCAAAGUUCCAGAGCAGCUUGCAAGAGUUGCUGGAGAAGAUGGAAAGGUGUAACCCUUAUUUUGUGCGAUGCAUGAAGCCAAACCAUCGUAAGGAGCCUGGAGUGUUUGACAUGGAGCUGAUCAGCACUCAACUACAUUACUCUGGUAUCAUGGAGACCAUCCAUAUCAGGAAGGAGGGAUAUCCGAUCAGAAUGCACUUUCGCAGCUUCCUAUCAAGGUAUAAAGCCCUUCUCUGCCUGAGGGAUCUUCCACCUGCAGAUGGAGAAAACUGUGUCACCAUGCUCCACAAGCUCGGUCCGGUCAAGAACGGAUCGUAUCAGCUGGGAGUCAGUAAGAUUUUCCUGAAAGAGGAGCUGUAUCAGUUGUUGGAGGGGAAGCGUGACCGCUUGCUGAACAUCGCUGCCAUGACGCUGCAGAGAUACACCCGCUUGUGUUUUGCCCGGAAGAAAUUUACCAAAUUACGGCAGUGUGUGACACUGUUUAAAGCUCGAUGCAGAGGAUACCUGUGCAGAAAAAAGUUUGCUCUGAGGAGGAAGUACCUCAUCAGGUUCCGCUCCGCCGUGCUGCUCAUCGUCAACCGCCAGCGUUACAUGAGGACAGUGGUAGAGCCUGCAAGGAAAGCAGAGGAGGAUCGCAUCAAUAGAGAAGUGGUGAAUGUGACAACACUGCCUAUCCCUGCUGAGCUGGCAGCCCUGCUACAGGCAGCCUCAGGUGGUGAAGAGCUGCAUUCUGACUGCUUGGCGGUGGUCCAGGCCCCAAAGGUUCAGGUUGACCCCCAGCUGACCCUGCCCCUGGAUAUCAACAACUACCUCAUGACACACUACAUCCGGGCCAUAUUUAGGGAACCGUUGUUUGGGAUGCUGACAGCCCCGCUGGAGAGUUCUCUGACUCGAAUGGAUGAGGAGCUAAAACAAGGAGCCUUGAACGUUUUCAUUCUGAUACUGAGAUUUAUGGGUGAUCCUAACUUGAAUGGGGCUCAGGAGAAUCUGUUUGGGAACUACAUCAUCCAGAGAGGACUUGCCAAUCCCAGCCUCCGAGAUGAGAUCCUGGCUCAGGUAGCCAAUCAGGUGUGGAGGAAUCCUAACAUUUUGAAUUCAGAGCGUGGUUGGCUUCUCCUCUCCUCCUGUCUUUCUGCUUUCCUGCCGUCGCAAAGGCAGGCCAAGUACUUGCUGAAGUUUGUGUCUGACUAUGGGCCGGAGGGCUACGACUGUGUGUGUCAGCACCGUCUGCUUCAAGCUCUGCAGCAGAUGAAUGUAGGGCCAGAGUAUGUCCGAACAUACCCACCCUGUCUACUAGAGUGGACCGCCAAUCGCAAGAAAGCUCACACUGUUCUGCACAUACACUGCUUCGAUGGUGUGUCCUUCCUGUGUCCUCUACACUCCUGGACGACAGGAGAAGAAAUGGCCAAAGACAUCUUACAACACAGGGGUGUGGUGGAGGGCCGUCGAGGCUGGUCGGUGCUGUUGAAGGAGCCGGCUCAGUGGGUGGAGCUGGAAGGCUCUGACUAUGUUCUGGAUCUGAUGUCAGACCUGGAGCUUUCUGCUGACUUCCCCAAACACAACAGCUACUUCAUUAUCUCUGCACAGGAACCAACCAGAGUGCGGGCCAAUGCCAGCAUAAGCCUGUUGGGUGGUGGGUUUAACAUGAAUGACGAUGUCAUAUCUUCAGCCAUAACUGGCUUUGAUGGUCCAGACUUGGAGCCUCAGAAAGGGAUGGAUCGUUAUCUCGACAGCCUGUUUGACCCUGUCCUCUCUGACGGAGCUGGAGAGGUAGAAUCUGCUGCAGGACUGUACAGUAGGAUGAAGGGGGCUGGAGGAGUUGGAGGAGGGUGGCAACAGCAAGGGCAGUCAGCCGGCCCUCCACCUCCACCUGGAGCUGUGAGAGUCCUUCCUGUGGGAGGUGUGAUGUCGCCUCCUAUUGCUGCAGUGGCACCUGUAACACUUGAUGAACGGCAGGCUGUUUUGGCCCAGCAGCAGCAGGCUAUCGUGAACCAGCAGGCCAUCAUCAUGGCCCAGCAGAUGACCAUGCAGGCCAUGGCCAUGGUCGGCAGCCCAGUGACAAGCCCCCCCACCUCACCAAUCACAAGCCCUCCCAUGAGCCCUCUGCUCCACCACCCUCCCAGCCCGUACACCCCCGCCAGCCCCUAUGCUGUCAUACCCCCGAGUCCAUACGCUAACAUCCCACCCAGCCCCUACGCUAACUUCACUCCCACUACGUAUGCUGCAGCAAACAUCCCGCCUCAAGCUCAGCCUCCUGCUGAGCCCCAGACUCAGCCUCCGGCUCCCCACAACAACCCCAACCCUCAGCCGAGUGCCACCAAAACCAACAAACCAGAGCCACCACAGCUUAAAGCUAAUGCUGCUGCACAGGUUCAGUCAGGUAAGGACAGCGUCCCUCGGAGGAAGGCUCCUGGCAUUCCCAUAAACAAGGACACACGAGUCAAGAAGUUUGCCCCAGUGGUGACAUCUCCUCCUCCCCCUGCUGAAGAGGUGGUGAAGUACUCAGCUCGGUCUUCGGAUGCGAUCGUCCCCAGCCAAGAUAUCCAAGAAAUUAUCAAAAGGUACAACUCCCCACCUCCACCGCCAGACCCACUGCCACCUGGCAAAAGGAGACCAGAGGGGAAGUUUAAGAAGAUGCAAACCCCUCGUGAUGAAGCUUUACAGAUCCUCAAACCCCAGAUGGACAACCCUCCUGCUCCACAGCCCAAACGUCCUGAUGCCCCCUCACCAUCUGCGUCUGCAAUGAAAGAGGCGGGAUUUAAACCCACCAGGAACACGAAGACGAGAGGACCUGAUCGCCGUCUCCUGAUACCUCCUCCAGUUUCUCGAGAGCUUCCUGUAGAGACAGAGACCAUCCAGACACAGCUGCAUCAGAGCACCAAUGAAGAGCACUACACCUACACCAAUGUUCCCUGGAGACUGUACCUCAGGAAGGAGGUUUUUUAUCCAAAAGACAGCUUCAACAAUCCUCUGGUGCUGGACCUCAUAUUCAAACAGAUAGUGAACGACACUCUGUCAGAGGCGUGUGUUCGCAUCACCAGGGAUGAAAGGCAGAAAAUGAAAGCUCUUUUCGCUAAACACGGGGUUGAACAGAAUAUGGAUCCAGUGAAGGAACAUGUGAAGAAAACUAUCGUCACGGCAGCCAGGGAAACCUGGGAAAUAUACUUCUCCCGUCUGUUCCCUGCAUCGGGAAGUGUAGGAACAGGUGUGCAGGUGUUGUCAGUGUCCCACAGCGGCAUGAAGCUGUUAAAGACCGUAAAAAGCAACGCUGCAGCUCCAGACUACUUUAGAGUCCUUCGACCCUACACCUACGCAGACAUCCUGUUUGUAACCAUCCCCUCUGAGAACAUGCUGGAGUUCAAUCUGACUAAUGAGAAACUGAUCCUGUUCUCAGCCAAGGCACCACAAGUCAAACAUCUCAUAGACACCUUCAUCAGUGAGAUCAAAAAGGACUCAGACUAUGUGAUUGCAGAGCGAAACUUUGUGACAGACGACCGCUCGAUGCUCAGUUUUCACAAAGGUGACAUCAUCAGGCUGCAGGUUAUGGACGGGCUGGAGAAGGGUCACAGCUACGGCUGUGUGGUGAGGAAGAAGGUGGUGUUUUUGGAAGAUCUGAAAAGAGACACACAAGACUUUGGUUGGAAGUUUGGUGCCGUGUUCGGCCGCUCCGGUGCAUUCCCGGGCGAGUGCGUCCAUCCUAUUGCGCCUCCUGACUUCCUGUCGCUCCCACUGGACCGCAAGGCAGAGCCUCGAGGAGGAGCGGGACAGUUCGCCGUGUCAUCAGCUGUCGCCGUUGCCGUGGCAUCCACCAUGGCUGCACAUGAGAUAGAUCAAACAAUUGAGAAGGUUUGCCUUGAUGGCUUUUCUGAUGGAGAUCUGGAUGAGAGGAUGCUGCAGGACAGUAAAUAUGACAUGUUGGAGUUUGCCAAGAAGUACUUCAGACAGGGAACCAAUGGGAGGGGAGAUUCCCUGAAGAGCAAAAGCAAGAACAGAGACUCCAGAGAGCCCACUGAAAUGAUCAAGUUCUCCAAGACUCCUCUGACUGAGUCUCUGAUAGAGUUUACGGAUCCAGCCAUGAACAGAGUUGCAGCUGAUCUCUUCCUGUCUGUGAUGCGUUUCAUGGGUGACUCUCCGUCAAGGGGAUCGACAGAGCAGGAAGUGAUCAGCACGUUCCUCAAGCUCAUAGGAGAGUUCACAUUGAUGAGGGAUGAGGCUUACUGCCAACUCCUCAAACAGCUUACCGCUAACACCAGCUCCAAACCGGAUAGUUGCCAACGAGGCUGGAGGCUACUGUACAUUCUGACUGCUUUCCACCGCUGCUCUGAAGUCCUCAAGCCCUUCCUGCUGAAAUACCUGCAGCAAGCCUCUCGCAGUGCAGGAGCACAGUAUCAGGGCAUCGCUAAAGCAUGUGAGCAGAACCUGAAGAAGACGUUCCAGUAUGGUGGACGCAUUGUUCCACCUAACAGCAUGGAGCUGAAGGCUAUGAUGGCGGGACGUAGUUCAAAACGUCAGCUGUUUCUCUUUCCUGGAGGCAUUGAACGUCACGUGAAAAUCAAAACGUGCUCUGUUGCCCUGGAGGUGAUUGAGGAGCUGUGUUAUGAGAUGAGUUUGCACAGACUGGAGGCCAUGGAAGAAUAUGCCAUAUUUUUAGUCACCAAUAGAGGUCAAAAUGUGCGUCCUCUGAACAAGCACGAGUACAUCCUGGAUGUUGCGACAGAGGCAGAGUUGGUUGACACCAACUAUAGCUUCUGGUUCAGGCGAGUCAUCUGGACUCAGCCCCUCAAAUUCGAGAACGAGCUCUGUGUCGCCAUGCACUAUAACCAGAUCCUGCCAGACUACCGUAAAGGCCUGCUAAAUGUCCUUCCACAUGGAAAAGUGAGCGAGCAACAGUUCCACCAGAUCUCCAAACUGGCAGCUCUGCAGCACAGAGCCAAAGACAUCAUCUUCAUCCCCAGCAUACAUGAAUUAUCGGAGUACAUCGCCACACCUCUGUUCAAAAAGCAGCCACCCCAGCAGUGGGUUACCAUGGUGACCCAGCACAUGCAGCAAGUGCAGACCUUGAACCCACAUCAAGCCAGAGCACAGUUUUUGGGGCUUGUCAGUGCAUUCCCCAUGUUCGGCUCCUCGUUCUUCUACAUCCAGAGCAGCAGCUCCACCACCUUCUACGCCCCCUGUAUUGUCGCUGUCAGUCAACAUGGUCUCCACUUCCUGCACAAAAAUACACAUGAGCUGAUGGCAGUGGUCCCCCUGGUGGAGAUACAGUCCAGCCGCACCCAGAGGCCCAAUGCUGGAACGAGUUACCCAUAUGUAGACCUCACCCUGGGGGACACGAACACACAGCGGGUCAUUCAGCUGCAGUUGGAGCAGGGCCUGGAGUUGUGUCGAGUCAUCGCCAUGCAGGUGGAAAACAUGAUGUCUGUGCGGGAGAAGAGACUAACCCUGCCACCCAGUGAAAUCACCAUGUUAUAACACAUGCUCUUGCUUAAUUGUACGCACAAACUUGUAUGAUUACUCACAUACAUUAGAUGAAACUCUUAAAAAUACUCUACCUCUUCUUGUCUUGAGGUGUAUAUUGUGUGUGCCACACACACACACACACACACACACACACACACACACACUGAUAUCAUAUGUGUAAGUUUACCCUGAAGUUAGUCACACUUUUACUUUAUUAUUAUUCUGCAUUAACGAAACAAAAUGCAUCCUGAAGACAGUGAGAAUAUUGUGAGUCAAUAUAAGUUAAUUUUUCUUUCAGGUUGACACCUUUAUAAUUGUAGUUUUAAUUGAUUAAACACUAAAGAUGUUUUAUCUGUACAUAAGCUGUUAAUGAACACUGAGAAAGCGUCAUAGGCCUGUGCCUUGUCAUUACAAAGUUUUAUAACGGAUAUGUAACAUGUUUUUUUAUAUUUUUAUUGAUACUAUUACUGUAAGACUUGAUGCUAGUGUAAACAAUUGUUGUA
Messenger RNA from Micropterus dolomieu (smallmouth bass), 6882 nucleotides. It is a transcript of the gene myo15ab, whose product is annotated as myosin XVAb. The coding region runs from base 491 to 6391 and encodes 1966 amino acids. Gene Ontology annotation, cellular component: myosin complex; cytoskeleton. Gene Ontology annotation, molecular function: ATP binding; protein binding; cytoskeletal motor activity. The transcript has 53 exons. Lineage: Eukaryota; Metazoa; Chordata; Actinopteri; Centrarchiformes; Centrarchidae. The record is from RefSeq and is a predicted model, not a curated record.